CUUGCCUGAGGCGGGGGGCAGGGCCAGGCCUGGGAACAGCCUUGCAGUUCUUCUCCAGCCGACCCGGGCGGUCGGGCGUGGGCCCAGUGCUGCUGCCAUGCCCACCUCGGUGCUGUGGGCAGUGGACCUCUUUGGGAGAGUGUACACUCUGUCUACAGCCGGCCAGUACUGGGAGCUGUGUAAAGAUGCCCAGAUGGAGUUCAAGCGGGUCAGUGCGGCUACUCGUUGCUGCUGGGGCAUUGCCUGUGACAACCAAGUCUACUUGUAUGUAUGCGCCAGUGACGUCCCCAUCCGCUGCCGAGAGGAGGCUUAUGAGAAUCAGCGCUGGAACCCCAUGGGCGGCUUUUGUGAGAAACUCCUGCCGAGCGAUCGCUGGCCGUGGAGUGACGUGAGUGGGCUCCAGCACCGACCACUGGAUGGGGUGGCACUGCCCUCGCCACACUGGGAGUGGGAGUCAGACUGGUACGUGGAUGAGAAUUUUGGAGGGGAGCCCACCGAGAAAGGGGGGUGGACAUAUGCCAUUGACUUCCCUGCCACAUACACUAGAGACAGUAAGUGGAAUUCCUGUGUGCGGCGGAGGAAGUGGAUCCGGUAUAGGAGAUACAAAACCCGGGACUCCUGGGCCAAGAUCCCCUCCAAGGAUGACCCUAAGGAACUCCCUGACCCCUUCAAUGACCUGUCUGUAGGAGGAUGGGAGAUCACAGAGGAGCCUGUGGGCCGACUGUCAGUGUGGGCUGUAUCCCUACAGGGAAAGGUAUGGUACCGAGAAGAUGUCAGUCACCCGAACCCAGAAGGUUCCUCAUGGUCUCUCAUGGAAACUCCUCGGGAAGUGGCCCAGAUCAGCUGUGGGCCCCAUGACCUCGUGUGGGCCACCCUCUGGGAGGGGCAGGCCUUGGUCCGGGAAGGAAUCAACAGGAAUAACCCCAAAGGAAGUUCCUGGUCCAUAGUAGAGCCUCCUGGCUCUGAAAAUGGGAUCAUGCAGGUCUCCGUGGGAAUCAGCGUAGUCUGGGCUGUCACGAAGGACCACAAAGUAUGGUUCCGGAGAGGUGUCAACUCUCACAACCCCUGUGGCACCAGCUGGAUUGAGAUGGUUGGAGAAAUGAUAAUGGUCAACGUGGGGUUGAAUGACCAGGUCUGGGGUAUUGGCAAUGAGGACCGCACUGUGUACUUCCGGCAGGGCGUCACCCCCAGUGAGCUCAGUGGGAAGACAUGGAAGGCCAUUGUCAUGAGUCGAGAGAGUGACCGGUCAUAUUCUGGCAGCUCGUCCAGCCUCCUCAGUGCUGGCUGCUUUUUCGGGGAUGAGGUGAGGGGCAGUGGUACAGAGUCUGCACCCAGUGACACCGAUGCCUCCUCAGAAGUCGAGAGACGGUGCCCUGAGCAGCUUCUCCCCGAAGAGUCUUUGGACAAUUCCCAGAACCCUAAAGGGAGCUCAUCCCCAGACCCUGGGACUGGCAGGACCUCUGAGUGUACCAUGGAGAACACCUGCCUGGCUGAGGGCAAAGGGAAGGCUUCUGAGGCCUCCUGCCUUGAUGAACGUUCUGGCCACACCUCCACACCAGUGGAGCUGCCCUGGACCAAUAUUGACCUCAAGGAACCCAAGAAGGUGCCCAGCAACUCAGCUGCUGGCUUGCCUGGAACCACAGGCCUCUCCUCCCUCGGGUUCUUCCCGCUGGGCAUGGAGGAGCCAUAUGGGGCAGAUGACCACCCACUGUGGGCCUGGGUGUCUGGAGGUGGAUGUGCAGUGGAGGCAGGCUCCAUGCUCAAGUGGUUCACUGUCCAGUCGGGCCUGUCCCCCUCGGUACAGAUGCUGUCCCUGUCCAUCACGCCUGCUCAGACUGCCACCUGGAGAAAGCAGAUCUUCCAGCAGCUCACAGAAAGGACCAAGCGGGAGCUAGAGAACUUCAGGCAUUAUGAACAGGCUGUGGAACAGUCGGUGUGGGUGAAGACUGGGACCCUGCAGUGGUGGUGUGACUGGAAGCCCCACAAGUGGGUGGACGUCCGUGUGGCCCUGGAGCAGUUCACAGGGCAUGAUGGGGCUCGUGACAGCAUCCUUUUCAUCUAUUACGUGGUCCACGAGGAGAAGAAGUACUUGCACGUGUUCCUGAAUGAGGUGACAGUGCUGGUCCCUGUGCUCAACGAAGCCAAGCACUCCUUUGCCCUCUACACCCCCGAGAGGACACGGCAGAGGUGGCCUGUGCGCCUGGCCGCCACCACUGAGCAAGACAUGAAUGACUGGCUUGCCCUACUCAGCCUGUCCUGCUGUGAGAGCCGGAAGGUCCACGGCCGCCCAUCUCCACAGGCCAUCUGGUCUGUUACCUGCAAGGGCGACAUCUUCGUGAGUGAGCCCAGCCCGGACCUGGAGGCCCGUGAGCACUUGUUGCCAUGUGACCAGAUGUUCUGGCGGCAGAUGGGAGGCCACCUGAGGAUCAUAGAGGCCAACAGCCGUGGUGUGGUGUGGGGCAUCGGCUACGACCACACAGCCUGGGUAUACACAGGUGGCUAUGGUGGAGGCUGCUUCCAAGGCCUGUCCAGCAGCACCAGUAACAUUUACCCACAGUCAGAUGUGAAGAGUGUCUACAUCUAUGAGAACCAGCGCUGGAACCCCGUCACAGGCUACACCAGCAGGGGUCUGCCUACUGACCGGUACAUGUGGAGUGAUGCCACGGGGUUGCAGGAAUGCACUAAGGCCAGCACAAAGCCCCCAUCCCUACAGUGGGCCUGGGUUUCUGACUGGUAUGUGGACUUCAGUGUUCCCGGAGGCACCGACCAGGAGGGGUGGCAGUAUGCCAGCGACUUCCCUGCCUCGUACCAUGGGUAUAAAACCAUGAAGGAUUUUGUCAGGAGAAGGUGCUGGGCCAGAAAAUGCAAGCUGGUGACCAGCGGGCCAUGGCUAGAGGUGGCCCCUAUUGCCCUCAGCGAUGUGUCCAUCAUCCCAGAGAGCCUGGACACCGAGGGGCGAGAGCACAGCAUCGCACUCUGGGCUGUCAGCGACAAGGGGGACGUCUUGUGCCGGCUGGGCAUAUCAGAGCUCAACCCUGCAGGCUCCUCCUGGCUUCAUGUUGGCACAGACCAGCCCUUCACCUCUGUCUCCAUUGGGGCCUGCUAUCAGGUGUGGGCUGUGGCCAAGGAUGGCUCUGCAUUCUACCGAGGUUCCGUGUCUCCCUCCCAGCCAGCUGGUGACUGCUGGUAUCACAUCCCGUCUCCUCCCAAACAGAAGCUGAGACAGGUGUCUGUUGGCCAGACGUCGGUGUAUGCUUUGGAUGAAAAUGGAAACCUGUGGUACCGAGCAGGGAUCACACCUAGUUAUCCACAGGGUUCUAGCUGGGAGCACGUGUCCAAUAACGUGCGCAGAGUGUCUGUGGGGCCACUGGACCAGGUCUGGGUGAUUGCCAACAAAGUCCAGGGGAGCCACAGCCUGAGCCGGGGGACAGUAUGUCGUCGCACGGGUGUACAACCCCGGGAGCCUAAGGGGCAGGGCUGGGACUACGGCAUUGGGGGAGGCUGGGACCACAUCUCUGUCCGGGCCAAUGCAACUAUGGCCCUCCGGAACAUGUCCUGGGAGCAGGAGGCCCAUGGUCCGGGUCCUGUGUGCUGCUGAGGCCACUCCUCAUGGGGAGGCAAGGAUGGUUGGAGCCUGAAGGACCAGGGCUAGCCCUUGUGCUGAAGUGCGCAGCACAGGAUGGGGUCACCGAGGCCCAUGCACAGGGAGUCAGACCAGAGUCAUGGCCACUUGGAAAGCACUGACUGAGAUGCCCGAAAAUGUGAAACUGUGCAGUUCCCUCACGGUGUCCCGAGUCUUGAGGGCUGCUGUGGGGUGGGGGGGAACUGGCCACUACAGGCCCUCAGCCCCUGUCCCUUCCUGCUAUACCUCCUACCUUUCCAGACCCCAAACCCAGAGCCCUCCAGGAAUUAAAGCCCUAGGAAGGCAGAGGCAGGGAAGAGACUUUCUCAGGUGAGGGCCCCAAAUCACCCCCAAAAAGAAAUGGCCAUGGAAUUCAGGACUACAGGCCUUGGUCUGUGAUUCCUCCUCAGAACAGGGCUUGUAAAUUUUUUCUUUUUUACAAAGUUAAGCAAAGAGGGAGCUAGAGAGAUGUGCUUAAAAGCACUGGCUGUCUUUGCAGAGGACCUGGGUUCAGUUUCCUGCACCCACAUGAUGGCUAACAACUGUCCUUAAUUCCAGUUCCAGGAGAUCCGAUAUUCUCUUCUGGCCUCUGCAGGCACCAGACAUGCAUGGGUACACUUACAUAUAUGCAGGCGAAACACUCAAACACAUUAAAAAUAAAGAAAUGACAGUUAAGCAAAGAAGCUGAGCUUGAUAGCUUAUGACUAUGAGCCCAGCACUCAGGAGGCUGAGGCAGAAGGAUCAUAGGUUUGAGACCAACCUGGGUUACAUAGCAAGACCCUGUCCCCUAAAAUAAAUAUCCAGAUAGAUAGAUAAAUAGACUGGGCAUAGUGGACAUGGCUGUUGUCUCAGCACUCAGGAGGUAAAGGCAAUAGGAUCAGGAGUUCAAGGUCAUCCUCCACUACAUAGUGAGUUGAGGCCAGCCUGGGCUACAUGAGACCCUGUCUCAAAAAACAACAAAAGCCAAAAUGGGGGAUAGUCUUCCCCUGGUGGAUGGGAAUCUGCUCCUGGGGUGCCCUGGAAGGUGAUGUGCAUGUAGAGAAGUUACUACCAUGAACUCCAAUUCUACCCUUUCAGAUGUGGGGGGCAGAGCCUCCUUGCAGGGUAUUAUGUUGGUGGCUGAGUGGGUGUCCUGCAGGGAAGGUGUGGCCAGGGCCUGGGCUGUCCCAAGUUCCAGGGCAGGGCAGAAGGCACCUUGUGUCCCAGAUGUGAGCUCUGGGCUGCCUAGUAUGGCCAGCCGGGAGGAAGCACUGGCCCCUUGUACACUUUACUGCACAUACACUUUGCUGCACGCUGUGUGUGUCAGUGGGCAAUGUCUCGAGUUUCAGACCAGCCAAGUCCAUCUCUUCCUUUUGAGACAACACAGUUGGACGCACCACUGACUGGUUUUCCUGGUACUCUCCUCCCUAUGCCAAGUUGCCUCGGAGGGGCUCUUUGGGGGAUGCAGGCUACUCCAACCCCAUCCGCCAAGGUACCCUGUGUCCUCAGCAUUUCCAGAAGUGGGACCUUGUGCCCCCAAAGAAGAGGUGUGUCUCCCUACCAUCUGCAUGUCAGCAUCAGGAUUUCCAGUGAGCAUCCCAGUUUGUCCCCCACAACUGUGUCCCUGUGUUCUGCAGCAACUGACAUUAAUGGGUGACUGUCAUCUGAGUACUGUGAGGAUGUCACUCUGCCCGUUGCUCGGGGCGCUCAUCUUCUCACUGCUGAGCACCAACUCUACCCACUCGGUGGCACCUGUCUGGAUUCCUCAGAUGUUUCAAAUAAAAAUUCAUACCACAAUAUAA
Nannospalax galili (Upper Galilee mountains blind mole rat) is the source of this 5403-nucleotide messenger RNA. It is a transcript of the gene Tecpr1, whose product is annotated as tectonin beta-propeller repeat containing 1. Gene Ontology annotation, cellular component: membrane. The coding region runs from base 98 to 3598 and encodes 1166 amino acids. The record is from RefSeq and is a predicted model, not a curated record. The transcript is spliced from 25 exons. NCBI's taxonomy places the organism in Eukaryota, Metazoa, Chordata, Mammalia, Rodentia, Spalacidae.